This is a messenger RNA of Hermetia illucens (black soldier fly), 1819 nucleotides long. It is a transcript of the gene Smyd3, whose product is annotated as histone-lysine N-methyltransferase SMYD3. Gene Ontology annotation, cellular component: nucleus. NCBI's taxonomy places the organism in Eukaryota, Metazoa, Arthropoda, Insecta, Diptera, Stratiomyidae. The transcript has 8 exons. Gene Ontology annotation, molecular function: protein binding. The coding region runs from base 448 to 1752 and encodes 434 amino acids. The record is from RefSeq and is a predicted model, not a curated record.
ACAGCUGUUUCAUGUCAGUAUUUCUGAGAGAUAUCAACUGUGAUGUGCGGUUUCUGCUAAAAAUAGAUUUUGCGGCAUCGGUGCUAAAUUUAUCGUGAAGUUUUCUCGAAAAUAGCUUGUGGACUAUUGAGACAACAUAACAGUCGUUGGUGCGUGAGAUUUUCAGCUCACAUAUGAACAUGCAAACUAAUUGCUAAUGAUCGAAUGUCAAUGUGGCGCCUAGGGAACAUGGAGAUUUUGGACGCGUGAUUAGUUGGAAACUGAACGAGAAUCUAAUUGAAAAUUAAUAUUUUCAGUUCCCCAGGAUAAAUGCAAACGAGAGCUCUCAAAAAUAAUCAUCGAAACAAACAGCACAUCAUACGAGGCGGAACGCUUUGCUUUCAUAUGGGAUUAAACGCAGAAGCAUACGCAAUUCAGAUUUAGUUAGGCUUUCUCGAGAUUUCCGGAAUGUCUCCAUCAUUGAAAAGGGGCUCGUGUAUUUUAUCUGAAUCGCCAUUUGUCCAUGUUUUAAAGUCGAAAUUCAGAGGAGAACGGUGUGAUCAUUGCUUACAACUGAACAAAGUGCGUAAGUGUUCAAGCUGCAAAUAUGUGGCGUAUUGCAAUCAGGACUGCCAGAGUAGUGCAUGGGAAGUGCAUAAGACGGAAUGUGCUUACCUGAAAAAGGUAUAUCCAAAAAUUGUCCCGGAUGCGGCUCGUGUUUUGUUACGGAUUGUUUUGAAAUUAAGAAAUGGUGGUGAUCGUAUCAGAGGUUACUACACGGAAAAGUGCUAUCGGAAAUAUAUGGAUCUGAUGUCACAUUACAAUGAAAUAAAAUGUGACCCAAAACGCCUCGAACAUCUAGAGUCUCUAAGAGCCGUUUUAACAGACCUCCUUGGAAACUUGCUCGUCCCGAAUGAAGCAGAAUUAUUAAGCAUGUAUGGCAGACUUAUCACGAAUGGAUUCAAUAUUUUAGACCCUGAAAUGAAUGCUAUUGGAACUGGAAUUUACCUAGGAGUUUCUGUAGUGGAUCACAGCUGCAAACCUAACGCGGUAGCAACAUUUGAAGGGACAACAUUAAGUAUCCGUUUAAUCGAAGAUAUUCCCAGUUUGGAUUGGUCAAAGAUAUUUAUUAGUUAUAUUGACUUGUUGAGCACCAGUACCGAGAGGAGAAAUGAUCUUAAAGCAAAUUAUUAUUUCUUGUGUUGCUGUUCGCAAUGUGUUGAUAAACAGAAAGAUAUGGAAAUGAAUGCUGCAUCCUGUGUGAAUGAGCGUUGUGAUGCGCUUGUGGAUAUUGAAAGUGAUAGGUGCGAAAAAUGUAAUUCUUAUAUAACAAUGGAACAUCGUGAAAAGUUCAAGGAAAUUAUGGAUUUGACGAAAAAUCAUUUACAAAAUAUGGAAGAUAUAGCGUAUCUGGACGUAUGUGAAAUUUGCCUGAAUAAACAAGAAUCACUUUUGCAUCCGCUCAACGUGUGGCACGUGAAAACGUUGGAUGCAGCAUUUGAAGCUGCGAUUAAAGUGCAAAAAUGGACAACUGCCUUAGAAUAUGGACUAAGAUUGAUCCCUGGUUUCAGAAAAUAUUGCGGCGAUUGGAAUCCACUUCUCGGGCUACUAUACCUGAAAUGCGGAAAACUAUUGUUAUAUGAGAAUCGGUUACAGGAAGCAUUUGGAAACUUGAUAGAAGCUGAAAAAAUCAUAGCAGUUACCCAUGGAAAGAAUCAUAGUUUGUACAACGAGCAACUAGUCCCGUUACUAAUGCAAGCUCGUGAAGGUUAACACAUUUUUGAAUUAUGUGGACUAGUGAAUAAAUUGAAAGUUACGUUCCAGAAACUAAAUUUGUUGU